AUGACCACCAAUUUGCAGAAUUUCUACUUCGUGUUGGUGAUGGGAGUGAACGAGUCAUUAAUGACGAAAUCUUUAUGCAUACCGGAAUGCAUGGUGGUUCCAUGGGAAAGUGACCAAUUUAUCAAUCAGAUUAUUGAUCAAGUUUUCCCCAAUUUGGGUGUUCAUGUAAAUGAUGCAAGAUACAUGGUGGACAGAGCAUUGAUUACUCCUAUAAACGACGAUGUGGACGUGUUGAAUGACAAGAUAAUCAAUAUGUUUCCUGGUGAAGAAAUUGCAUUGUACUCAUUUGACUAUGUUGAAGAUGACAUCAGGAAUUUGUACCAACCAGAGUUUCUGAACUCAAUAACCGCAGGUGGGCUGCAACCCCACAAGUUAACUUUGAAAGUAGGUGCUCCAAUCAUGCUUUUAAGGAAUAUUGACCCUAAAUUGGGAUUGUGUAACGGUACUAGAUUGUUGUGUCGUGGUUCGUACCAAAAUCAGAUUGAUGCUGAGAUACUAACAUGA
Molecule: messenger RNA, 504 nt
Organism: Rosa chinensis
Lineage: Eukaryota; Viridiplantae; Streptophyta; Magnoliopsida; Rosales; Rosaceae
Exons: 1
Coding region: 1-504 (167 amino acids)
Source: RefSeq, a predicted model, not a curated record